This is a messenger RNA of Penicillium griseofulvum, 1956 nucleotides long. Its product is annotated as GMC family oxidoreductase. The coding region runs from base 1 to 1956 and encodes 651 amino acids. Gene Ontology annotation, molecular function: oxidoreductase activity, acting on CH-OH group of donors; flavin adenine dinucleotide binding. The record is from RefSeq and is a predicted model, not a curated record. Lineage: Eukaryota; Fungi; Ascomycota; Eurotiomycetes; Eurotiales; Aspergillaceae. The transcript has a single exon.
AUGAUUCUUUCUUAUAUCUUUGGCCUGCUGGUCGCCACGUCCGGCCUGGCCAAGGCCGUUAACAUCACCGGUUACGAAUAUGUCGUCGUCGGUUCCGGUGCUGGUGGUGGUCCCCUAGCCGCCCGUCUCGCUUUGGCCGGCCACAAGACACUGCUCCUUGAGGCUGGUGAUGACCAGGGUGAAAACUACAACUACACCAUUCCUGGAUACUCCGCCAGAGCCUCCGAGGACGAAAAGCUCUCUUGGAACUUCUUCGUUAACCACUACGAAGAUGAGGAGCGCCAGGCUCGCGACUGGAAGGCCAGCUACGACACGCCCGAUGGUCAGAUCUACACCGGCCUGAACCCUCCCGAGGGCUCGACCAUGAAGGGUACCCUUUACCCUCGUACCGGUACCCUCGGUGGUUGCACUGCCCACAAUGCUUUGAUCGCAGUCUACCCCCACCAGUCCGACUUCGAGUACAUUCAGACCCUCACUGGCGAUAACUCCUGGACACCCGAUAAUAUGCGCAACUACUUCACCAAGCUUGAGAAGAACGGUUACAAUCUUCCUAUCGGAGGCGACAAGGGCCACGGCCACGACGGCUGGUUGUCCACCGAAACUGCUCCCCUUAGCAUUGUCUUGGAGGACCCCCAGCUGCUGAGUAUGCUCGCCGGCGGUGCCUUUGCGCUCGGUAACAGCACUGACCACCUUAUGAACAUUGGAACUUUGCUGGUUGGCGAUGCCAAUGCCGAUAAGAAGACCCGUGACACCGAACCCGGCUACUACCAGAUCCCUAUCUCCACUAAUGAUGCCCACCGCAAUGGUCCCCGCGAAUUUAUCAUCGCUGUUCGCGAUGCUAAGAACGAGGAUGGCUCCAAGAAGUACCCCCUUGAUGUCCGCAUGAACACCCACGUUACCAAGGUGACCUUCGAUGAGACCGACACCGAAGGCCUUCCCCGCGCUACCGGUGUCGAAUUCCUCGAAGGUGAACACCUGUACAAGGCCAGCCCUAUGUCAAGAUCCGCUCUUCCUGGUACUCCCGGUUCCGCCACCGCUUCUCGCGAAGUCAUCGUUGCCGGCGGUGUUUACAACUCUCCCCAAAUCCUCAAGCUGAGUGGUGUUGGACCUGCCGAGGAACUCAAGAAGUUCGGUAUCAAGGUCAUCAAGGAUCUCCCCGGUGUUGGCACCAACCUGCAGGACCACUAUGAGAUCUCCGUCCAGGGUAAGAUCGAGAAGGACUUCUCCUGCUUGGACAAGUGUACCUUCAGCAUUCGCGGCGAGGAAGACCCUUGCAUCAUCGACUGGGAGUCUCCUAAUAUCCUCGGUGACCGCGGUAUCUACUCCUCCCCCGGUCUCGCCGCUACUAUGCUGUACAAGAGCUCCGUUGCCGGCGAUGACUUCGACAUUUUCGAAUUCGGUGGCCCCGUCAACUUCCGCGGUUACUUCCCCGACUACAGUAUCAAUGCUACUGAUGAACACAACUGGUUCACAUGGGCUAUUCUCAAGGCCCACCCCCGCAACACUGCCGGUACCGUCGCUCUCCAGUCCGCUGAUCCCCUCGACAUGCCUAAGAUCAGCUUCAAUUACUUUGACUCCGGUGUUGGCGACUACGAUGCUGAUCUCACUGCUCUCUACGAGGCCAUUGAGCUCGCCCGUGAUGCAUUCAAGCGCCAGCCCGUCAACAUCACUGAGGUUCUCCCCGGUGCCGAAGUCCAGUCUGUCGAGGACAUCAAGAACUACGUCAAGGACGGCGCUUGGGGUCACCAUGCCUCCUGCACUUGCCCCAUUGGCGCUGAUGGUGACCCAAUGGCUGUCCUGGAUUCCAAGUUCCGUGUCCGCGGUGUCUCUGGUCUUCGUGUCGUUGAUGCUUCCGUUUACCCCAGGAUCCCUGGUACUUUCACCGCUGUGUCUACUUACAUGAUUGCUGAGAAGGCUGCUGAUGAUAUUCUGAACGAGCUCAAGUCCAGCGCUUAA